This is a messenger RNA of Geodia barretti, 2127 nucleotides long. Lineage: Eukaryota; Metazoa; Porifera; Demospongiae; Tetractinellida; Geodiidae. The record is from the annotation of a GenBank genome assembly.
AUGUUCGAUAUCACACGUCGUGAGGCCAUGUGGGGCGGGCGCAAGCUCGUCCUCGAAACGGGGCGCAUCGCCCGCCAGGCGGAUGGCGCAGUCCUCGCGAGCUACGGCGAAACGGCGGUGCUCUGCACGGUCGUCGGCCAGCGUUGGGCGCGGGAGAGGCAGGAUUUCUUCCCGCUGACAGUCAACUAUGAAGAGAAAGCGUCCGCCGCCGGCAAGAUCCCGGGCGGCUUCUUCAAGCGCGAAGGGCGCCCGAGCGAGAAGGAAACCCUGGUCUCCCGUCUCAUCGACAGGCCGCUCCGGCCCCUCUUCGUCAAGUCGUUUCGCAACGAAACUCAGGUUAUCUGCACGGUGCUCUCGCACGACCUGAUCAACGAUUCCGACAUCGUCGCCAUGAUCGGCGCGUCGGCCGCGCUCACCAUCUCGGGUUUACCCUUCAUGGGGCCGAUCGCGGGCUGCCGGGUGGGCUUCGCCGACGGCGCCUACGUGCUGAACCCGACCUACGAGCAGCGCGCGGCCUCCGACCUCGAUCUGGUCAUGGCCGGGACGCUAGAGGGCGUGCUCAUGGUCGAAUCGGAGGCGUCCGAGCUCUCCGAGGAUCAGAUGCUGGGCGCCGUGACCUUCGGUCACGAAGAGAUCAAGCCGGUGAUCGAAGCCAUCGUCAGCCUUGCCGAGGCCUGCGCGAAGGAGCCCUGGGAACUGCCAGAGGAGCAGGUGGACACGGCGCUCGUCGAGCGCAUCCGUGCCAGUGCCGAGGCUCCGCUCCGCGAAGCCUAUGCCAUCGCCGGCAAGACCGAACGGAUGGAGAAAGUGACGGCGGCCAAGGCGGAGACCGCCGCGCAGUUCCGUGAGGAGGAAGGCGCUGCCGGCAUCCUCGACGGAACGCUGAAGUCGCUUGAGAAGGACAUCGUGCGCGGGCAGAUCCUCGACAGCGGAGCGCGCAUCGACGGGCGGACGACCAGCGAUGUUCGCGCCAUCGAGUGCGAGGUCGGCGCGCUGCCGCGCAGCCACGGCUCGGCGCUCUUCACGCGCGGCGAGACCCAGGCGCUGGUCACCGCGACCCUCGGCACCGGCCAGGACGAGCAGAUCAUGGACAUGCUCGAGGGCGAGUACCGCGAGCGCUUCAUGCUGCACUACAACUUCCCGCCCUAUUCGGUGGGCGAGGCGCGCUUCCUGCGUGGCCCCGGCCGGCGCGAGAUCGGCCACGGCAAGCUCGCCUGGCGGGCGCUUCAUCCGCUCAUGCCGGAUGCCGAGGAAUUCCCCUACACCAUCCGCGUGGUCUCGGAGAUCACGGAAUCGAACGGCUCCUCGUCGAUGGCGACGGUGUGCGGGGCAUCGCUCUCGCUGAUGGAUGCCGGCGUUCCCGUCACUCGGCCCGUCGCCGGAAUUGCCAUGGGGCUGAUCAAGGACGAGGAGCGCUUCGCGGUGCUCUCCGACAUCCUCGGCGACGAGGAUCAUCUCGGCGACAUGGACUUCAAGGUCGCGGGCACCGAGCAGGGUAUCACGUCGCUGCAGAUGGACAUCAAGAUCACCAGCAUCACCGAGGAGAUCAUGCGCACCGCGCUCGCCCAGGCGCGCGACGGCCGCCUGCACAUCCUCGGCGAGAUGGCGAAGGCGCUCUCUCGUGCGCGCGACAGCGUGAGCGACAAUGCGCCCCGCAUCACCACCUUCUCGAUUCCAAAGGACCGCAUCCGCGAGAUCAUCGGCCCCGGCGGCAAGAUCAUUCGCGAAAUCUGCGAGACCACCGGGACCAAGAUCGACAUCGAGGACGACGGCACCAUCAAGGUUGCGGCCGUCGAGGGCGAGGCGGCGGAGGCGGCGAUCAACAUGAUCCGCGAUAUCAUUGCCGAGCCUGAGGUCGGCGUGAUCUACGACGGCAAGGUGGUCAAGAUCGUCGACUUCGGCGCCUUCGUGAACUUCAUCGGCAAGCGCGACGGCCUGGUUCAUAUCAGCGAGAUCGCCCCGCGCCGGAUCAAGAGCGUGAGCGACGUGCUGAGCGAAGGCGAUAACGUCAAAGUGAAGGUGCUCGGCGUCGACGACCGCGGUAAGGUCAAGCUGAGCAUGAGGGCCGUGAAUCAGGAGAGCGGAGAGGACCUGAGCGCGGCCGAAGAGAAAGCGCAGGCUGGGUAG